GAUUUGCAAAAGCAUCGGCAACAUGCAGCGCACCAAAUGACAACACGUCCCAAAGAAAUAAAUUCAACUUGAACUCAGUUUGUGAUAAAUCCGAGUAGCAGGAAGUACGUUAACUUAGCCCUAGUUAGACACAAUCCUAGACAUUAUAAACUAUUACGAAUAUUGUUUUGUUAGUGCACUUUAGUUAGACAAGAACCCACAAAAGACAGACAGCUGACAGCACUGCUAACUGAAAUAAAAUUAAAUAAAAGAACAAUAGGAGGACAUUAAACGAAAAGACAUUAGCCGAAACCCUAGAAGCCAGACUUAGUAGUGUUUGAAAGGCCAACCAGUAUCAGGAAGAGAUCUACUUAGCCUAGUGCCACCAUGCCACAUGGGGUCUGUGAGGAAUGUACGUAAUAUAUCCCGCAGAUGAGCUCAUCUGUAUGACAUAUGGUUUCUUUGCGCCCCGAGUGAAACCGCGUCCCACACUCGACUGUCUACGUGAGCCCCAGGUGCCCAUCGAGAUUCCGGAGAGAUCCCUGCCAAAGAACAAAAGCAUCAAAAGCACCAAUCCAGCUACAAUACCCAAUAAUAAUCCAAGUUCCGCCGCCGCCGCCGUAGUCCAUUUCGAGGCUACUCCACCCAUUGCCAUCCAGGAUAUAUCAGGAUCUCCUAUAUCAGCAUCACCUUCGCCACCUUUGCUGUAUCCCGGAUUACCAUCGCCAACAUCCCCGGCUUCUUAUCCAGGAUCCCCGCCAAUCCACACCACUUUCUUUAACUUCGAGGCGCCGACCCCGGUGGUUCAAAACGAGUCCCAGAGCCUGCCGCCCACGCCCACGCGCCGUACCUCCCGCGCCUCACUGACCCACUGCAAUAGCCAUAACUCCAGCCAGCGAAGCAGCUUGCGGAGGAACCACCACAUGUAUAAUGAUGGAAACAACGCCUCUGGAUCAGGACGAGCACCAUUCCAGCGCAGCAGCGCAGCGUUCGAGGAGCAGGAGCAGGGAGCCGCUGCAAUAGGCUAUGGCGACCACCGAUCCCGGAGUCCCAGCAUCUUCCUGGAGCCACCCACUCCGGAUCCCACCCAUGCCCACUUUGGUCCAGGAUGGGGCCGGCCCAUGUCACCCAUGGAUCUGCCGCCGGAGAAGUCCUUUGGCAGUUCCUCCGGGAGUAAGUCCCCCACUGGCAAGUCUCGCCUCCGUCCCAAGCUGCAUCUGCCGCUGGGGCGAUUGGGUCGUUCCGCCUCCUCGGAAACGAAGGAGAGCAAUCGCCUGCGCGAGGACGUCCACGUGCAUGUGGAGAAUCCGGUUUUCAGCAGCGAGAACCUGCGCCAAAACAACUUUGAUGCAUUCUUCGAGGCACGCGAACCUGUCAUCAAGGUUCAGCCCCGCACACCAGGCAGUGCCCCCACGGAGAGGGGCUAUUCGCCGCCCCUGGAGAACUAUGCGGGUGUCUACGAUUCGCCUAGGACGCGGAGUCCGGCGGGAAAGGGCGGCAGUAGCGGGGGCAGUGGAAGUCUUUUUGCCAGGUCACCGCGGGAGGAGCGCGAAAGGAUGGCUGCCGCUAGAUCCCGCAGUGCGGAUCAUUGCGAUGGCGCCGGCGGCGGCGGAGGAGCGGUGGCCAGUGGAUCGAACUCAGCGGGCGGCGGUGGCGGAGGCAGUACCUCGGGAGCACACUCCAAAGAUUCUUCGGUAAAAUCUUCAAGUGGUCGAAGAAGUCGUAGGAGGAGAAUCUUCGGGUGGAGGGGACCACGGCGUGGUUCCCUUGGCCCCCCGGGCAGCAUGGCGUCCUACAACGGCGUGCUCAAGGAUUACAGUCACAGCAGCCUGAACGAGGCUUUCAAGUCCCAGAACAAUGUCAACUUUAAGUUAAUUAAAACAGUAUCCGAUUUCUCCGAAACACUCUCCCGUCUGUAUGAGGAACACGCAACUGCCCUACAAGUUUUAGUGUCCAAUUAUCGCAAAAAGAAUGCCGAAUUACGCAAAGAAAGACCCGCCUGCCACUUGGCCAUCUUUCAGGCAUGGGAAACAUUCCUGCAGGAGGUCGAAACCGAUUCACAGGCCUGCAACGAUGUGGCCAGCGUCCUUUCCCGCCAGGUGUCGCGACCAAUGCUGGAUAAAUCCUUUCAUCGCAAAGUUCAAAGCCGUAAAAUAUUUACACACAGGGAGUCUUUUGAGACUAUUAUCGCAAAGACUGAAGAGAAGCUGUCAAAGUGCCGACUGGACUACAAGCAGUGCCACAUGGCGCAUCGACAGAAUCCCAGCCAGCACUCGCUCACCGAAUACAUCGACGCGCACAACGCCUAUGUGCAGCAGCUGCAUGCCACCAAUGGCAUGCUGGAGGCCUACCACAGCGACACCCUGCCCCAGCAGAUGCAGGAGCUGGAGGAGAUCCACAACGACCUCUGCGGCAUUGUGUCCGAUUCGCUGUUGCAGGGCGCCGAUGUAAUUGCCACCAAGGCCAAUGACCAAGCUAAACGGUACAAUAGCCUGACCAACCAGUGCAGCGCUGUGUCGCCACAACAGGACCUGCUCAACUUUGUCCGCCUGCUGGCCCAGCCCUCGCAGGCCCAGAAGGUACCCCGGCGACCCUUUGCGCCGCCCCAGGGCGAGCCCGGUGACGAGGCCGGUGACCACAAUGAGAUGACGCCCGUCCUGCGGAACGAGCUGGUCUUCGACCGACACUCCACCUUGUCGCAGCGCUCUGCUCUGGAUUCACUUAAGCGAGAGGCCAUUGAAUUGGAAUUGCAAAUACGCCAACUGCAGGACUCCAUUGAUGCUUUAAAUCGCACCCAAACGCGCGGUAUCGAGGGUCAACUGUACAAUAAGGUCAACGAGCUGCAGGAGGAUUUGUCAAUGAAGAAGUUCGACUUGCGGGCCAAGCAAAUCCAUUUGGCGGCCAUACGAGCUCAGAAGGAUCUGUUCGUGAGCAAAGUUGAGCCGACAUCGCCGCGCAACGAACGCAAAUUCUCCGCUGCCACAGCGCCAUCGAUGAAAACAAAGUGGCUGAAAGCAUUUAAAAGCCUAAAGCCUGCUGGUUCUGGUUCAGCACAACAAGCAGAUAGCCAACCACCCCGACAAAAUCAAAUGUACCACGCUGUAUCAACCGUAUUGACUUUGAGGCGCAAUGGAGCCUCCAGCACAGCCUCCGAGCCGCUGCGUCCCAACCUGGAUGGCAGCCACCACCUGCAGGAGUACACCUACAAGAAGAUAACGGCAUGCGACGUCUGCUCCCAGAUCCUGAGAGGCCACACCCGGCAGGGACUGCGGUGCCGCAUCUGCAAACUGAAUGCCCAUGGAGACUGCGCUCCGAACCUGCCGCGUUGCCAGCCGAAACAGAAGCUGCUCCGGCGCCAAAAGAGCACCUCGGAGCUGGAGAACCGCGUCGAUAUUGAGGAAGAAACCGGCGAACUCAAAUCCGGGCACUCGAAUCUUGCAGCAGGCGACAAAUCCGUCCAGGGCAAGGAAGGCAUCCCGAUUCCGGAUCGCGAAAUGGGCCGGGCCCCGCCCACGGAUAUACCGAUUGUCAGCGUAUCGGAGCUGGCCCUGCAGGAGCAGCAGCAGCAGCAGCAACAACAGUCCCAGCAGCAGCAACAACAACAGCAGCAGCAGAUGCAGAUGCAACAGCAGCAACAUCCGCAACGGAGUCUGGCAUCGGUGGCGCAGGCGGCGGCCGUAAGGGCCGGACGGGGUGUUCGCCCACCGCCCGUUGCCAUGCCGAUACUGGGCGUGCAGCUGCAACAACAGGAGCUGCAACAGCAACGCGGCGGGCUGCCGGUGCCCACCCAAGAUAUAUCUAGUAGCUCAGCACCGCACUCACCGCGUCGCCAAAAGUUGAAUUUACGCAUGAAAUCCCUGAGCCUGGACUCCCCCGAAUCCUCGGAGCUUCACGGCCAGUUUAGGCGUCGAGCCCAACUUCCGGGCACGGGGGCCUCGACAUCGGCCAGCUCCGGUUACUAUCAUGGCGGCUCUGGAGGCCACCUGGAGCACAGCACUCCGCCGUCGAACAACAGCAGGCUGCACUCACCAUCGAGCCCCUCGCAUCCGGGCCGCAAACUGCUCUACGCCACCCGGGGAAUGCGUGGCGGCAGCGUCGACCUACCGGACGAAAUGGAGAAGUCCCAGUCCUCGGCCAGCACUUCGCCGUGCCUUUCACCCAAAACACAUCGCCUGCUGCCCACGAAUCUGUACGUUAUCAUCUACAACUUCAAGGCUAGGCACGCCGACGAACUGGACCUCAAGGCUGGCUACAAGGUAACUGUCAUCGACAAUUCAGAUCCGGACUGGUGGAAGGGCAAGGUCUUUGGCCGCGUCGGCUACUUCCCGUCCAAGUACUGUGUCCGUCUGAACGCCAACGAGAAGCCCUUGCAGGUAACCCACAAUCUACAGGUCUCCGACAGUGAACGUGGCGAGAACCUCACCCUUCUCAGAGAUCAGAUUGUCAUCCAGACCGGCGAUGAGGUGAACGGCAUGGUGAUGAUCCGCGCCGCGGAGCACGGAUCGGGCUACUGCCCGAUCAAGUAUUUGCAGGAGGUGUGACAGCCAGAAGAGGACGAGCCGCCCUCCGACGAGCGGGACAGACCCUACAAGUCGUCCAUGCAGUCGUCGCAGUCACGGGCGACGGACAAAACCAAGCGUAGGAUUAGAAUCGUAGUCACCGACAACCAAAGUCAAGCAACUAGUAGCGCUGCACCCGCCCCAUCUGCACCACCUGCCUCCACAUCCACCCAGCACCACCACCAGAUACCCAGGGAAUCGGACCUCGAAACGAAGCGCCUGAACAUCGACUAUGGCGACGAAGGCAGCGCCGAUUGGGACAAGGAUCGGGAGGUGCUAAUCCUAUCGGGACGACGGAACAAGAACGACAAGAACUGGGAAAACUGGGAGCGCAUCCGCGAACAGAAGCUGGAGAAGAUGAAGGGCAUUUGCUUCGAAAGCUACCGCCAGUCCAAGCGGGACAAACUAAUGCAGGCCAAGCCUCGACCCAAGCAGCUGGAUCCCACCUGGUACACCGACAACAUCUACUCUAAUCGGUCGGACGACAUGGACGAGGACUAUGUGCCCGACGUCCUCAAGUAUGGACCCUUUCGUCCGCUCCGGGACAUCCACGAGCUCGACGAGAAGAUCGGCGGCAGCGGUAAGGGAGAAGAGCGUCGCGGCGAGGGUGAGGGAUCGCCCGGAUACGGACUGCAUCGCUCCAAGAGCUGCAAGGAGUUUCAAUAUCCCAAAUCCCAGAGUUGGUGCUUCGAGGGCAAUGUCUUCGAGGCGGGCGGCGGCGUAGCCAGUGCGAGUGGCUCUGGGCCGGGUACGGGGACAGGCGGCAUGGCCGCUCAACCCACCACAUCCAUACUCAAGAACCGAGCCGGCGUGCCCAAGUCAUAUUCCUUUAGUGCCACCACCAAGACCAUGCCUUUCGAUAUUAUCGAUUACGAGCUGCCGCCUUCCACCAAUAGCCGGCGCGAGAAAAGGGAAGCCUACAGGCGCAACAUGAGCCUCUUGUGCAGCAGUAGCUUUGACGAGAGGACCCUGGCCCAUCGCUGCUGUGCCCGGGAUCAGUGCACCAGUGCCCGCUGCCUCUUGGACGACAUAUAUCCGGGAUCCCGGCCGAGGACGCGGACGGGAAGCAACCGCAAUCUGAGUGCUGCGGAUUGGCUGUUCGAGGAGCGUGCCGCCGGACGCCAGAGAACACCUGCACCACCCACUGUUAUCUGCUGCUGCUCGGCCGCAGAGGACUGCUGCUGCCACCGCCAGCCAAGGCAGCUACCUCAGCCAGCUCCACGGGCCAGAAACUCCAGAACUGCUCCGCCGGGCCAUUGUCCUGGUCACCAUCCUGCCGCCGAGGAGGAGGAGCACAUGCACUGCCGCUACGACACCGACCUAGAGCACUUCAUACGAGCGGAACGAGAGCGACUGAUGCUGCAGGACAAGUUCCUGGACGAGGACGAGCGGUACCUGUCCGCCGCAGCUGCUCCCCGGAGUCCGGGCAGAAGGUAUCCGUCAGCCAACUACCAGCGUCCCUCGCGCAGCAAGUCCUUGUUGGAGAUGCCACCUCCCGCUGCCACCUGCAACAGUCUGUUCGACGAAGACACCUGCUCGGACACCACGGAAAUCGACCUGGAGGACUUCAACAUCGACCUGGAGAAGUACUGGGAGCAGCUGGACAAGCCGCCCAGUCCCAUCAACAUGGACAUGCGACGGAACAUGCACAGCAGCCUCAAGGUGAAGAACGUGAACGUAAGGUGCUACAACAAUGGCCAGCCCAUUGACAUCCAUGACCGCGAGCACGAGCGUCUAAUGAUCAAGAAGUCGCUGCUCGAAGGCAUGCCCUCGCCGCCCCAGCUGGACUCCAGCGAAUCCUCGACAACUGCCGGGGGAUAUCCUUUUUUUGAUAAUGCCGCUGGCGCUGCCGCCUCUGCCUUCCACCAUCCGCGUCCCAGCUACGGCUAUGGCCACAAGGUCUACCCCACAAUGGACACACUGCCCUCGUACCAGUACAACAACUUCUAUCCGGAGCACAGCCACCCGACGGUGGGCAGUGUCCUGACACAGCAGCCCACUGCCGGAAUUCAUCACGCUUCCGCCGGUGGCCAUUCGGCCCUGAGUCUCAUUAACAACAUCUUCUCCAUUUACAAGCCCAACAAGUACUCGCCGGAGAACUGCCAGAUGAACUACGAGAGCAAGCCGGAGCCGUGCAAGAAGAUGAACAUGCCGAGCACGAGGCGCCCCCUGGGCUCAGCCACCCCGCAUCCGCUUCCGGUCCAGCAUCCGCACGAGUACAUGCACUCGUCGAUGAAGCGGCCCCUGCUGGUGAGUGCGGAUCAGCCGCACUUCAAGAUCAUUCCGGAGAAGACGGGCCUGAAGAUAUCGCCGCUGCUGAGCUACGAGGACUACGGAGGCGGAUGCGGCAGUACCGGAAUGGGGGAGAAGGCCCCACACCACAGACUGAGUAGCACGGCGCGGCCUCUGAUGCUUCCGCACUGAUGGUGCUGGACCUUUCCGUGGUAUGGCAAUGGCAAUGGCAACUAUUGUUAAUAGGUAUGUUUUGUGGAGAGGCAACUUAUCCAAGAGACUUGCGAAACGCACAAACUGGGUCCCGCCAAAAAACCCAAGACAACCAUCCGACAUUCCAGCUGGCGGGGGAUUCCGGCUCAUCCGUUGUGGCAGUGGUGGUGUCUAUCCAGCCCAACCACCCUCCAGUACCCCACUCCCCUCCACCCACUCGUCUCCGACGUCGUCGUCGUCGUCGUCGUCCAUCCGCACAAUUUGCUUUUUGGUUUUCAGCAGGGCAAGUGCAUGUAACAUCCACUCAUCGUUGUCGCCAACAAAGAAAAAAAAACGAAACGAGGAAACCCAAAAAAAAAAACUGACACUCCAGCAACAGGAAAACCACUUAAACAACAACAACUACAGCCAUACCAUCGGAAAACAGCACAACAAGAACAACAUCAGCAUGUGUUGCAAGUUGCAAGUUGCAACUGCAAUCGCAACAUGACCAAAACAACAUAGUCGAGGAAAUGUCGAGGCUUGAAGAUGAAAGUUAGGAUUAGUAACGAAUUGAUCAGAGGUUCGAUUAGAGUAGACACAGUCCCCACUCCCUAAGAACAACACACAACACACAUAUGUAUACAAUCAAUGUGCUUUUAAUUCGCUUCAAAUCGCUACAAAUGCCGCAGCAUUGCAGUUCAUUGAACAAUAUAUAACUAAUGUAUGAAAAAUAAAAAACCAAACAACAGAUACACUAAUUUUCGAGCAACUUUUAAGCAAUCAACAGCGUAUUCAAUAGAACAAAUAAAAACUAAAACCAAGAGAAAGAAACUAGAGUUAAGUCGAAUGUGUGCAUAUGUAUUAAACCGUUCAUAUCGCGUUUCAUAAUCCAGUAUGAACAUCUCUAUGUAUACCUUACUCUGUAGCAAGCUAAAACGAUUUUAUUAGUACUGAGAAUGGUCGAAAGGAUAAUUGGAUCUAAGGGAUCGUGUCGCGUUUAACUAAAUGAGGAAUACCGUUUUUAUUGUCACCAAAUUUUUUCUAUUUUUUAUACCAAACAACUUUGAAGUCAACUAAACGGAAGGAUAAAGGAUGAGUUAAUGAUGAAAUUGCAAGGAUCGUUAAAGAUAGAAGCUUUCCCCAUUAUUUGCGGCUACUAGAAGGCAUAUAUGCAGGAUAAGUAUAUGUUGAGAACUCGAUAGAAGCGCUUUUUGUGAACUAACUAGAUUUGUAUAGCAAUGUGAAACAUUGAAUAUGAUAAAUAUGAAUUGUACUUUUAUGAUGUAUGCGUAUCCACUGGCCUUAUUUAUUGAAAAAGUACCCAAAAAACAAUGAGCUGAAUCCUCACUUGUACACACAUCCAUACACACCCACAGUAACACCAAUACAAAGACACACAAAGUCCCCAGAAAAAAAAAAAAAAUUGGAGAAUUAAAAUUAAAUUUUCAUAAAAGAUUUAAGUAUAAGGCUUUGCGUCACUUUUGUUAAUUGUUUUUUGGCGUCCAAUUUUACAUGAUAACUAAAUGUAGGGCUCUAGACAAAAAUCGACUAAAAAUCGACGAAAAUCGAAACUAUCGAGUAUAGAAAAAACUAUCAAGUAUUUUGUAGUGCAUAAGCUAACUAAUGAAGAAACAUUUAAACCAAUACCAAAUACUCGUAUAUGAGAACUUUUUAGUGCAAGACUCCUUGUGCGUGAAGAUUUUGAAUUUGAAUUUAUUUUUAAUGACUUUUGAAUACAAGAGAAAACAAUGAACAAGACAUUUUAUCAGAGAUCGUUUUUUAUCUAUUUAACAUUUUCUUGAACCACAUACAACAACAAGAACAACAACAACAACAAGAGAAAACAACUAUUUUCUAAGUGUACCCUAUGGCCUAUUAGUUAGUAAUUAAGAGAGAAUGUUUUUCCAAGCCCCGCUUAGACCACAGAACAGGAGUUCGAUGAGGCAUGGAAGGGGGAAUUCUGCACAAAACCCAAAUCUAGAAAAAUAUCCACAUACUGCACCCAAUUAAUUGUACGAUGUAUCUAUCGAUUAAUGAGUAUUUACGAUCACAUCUAGAGACUAAGGAGAACCGAAUUGUAUUGUAAAAUGAAUGGAAUCGACAAACACGAAAACGCCCAAAUCUUAUGAGUAUGUAAGCAACCAAAAAAAAAAUGCCGAAAACUUAAAUUCAAACAGGAUAACCGAUGGCUACUAGCUGCGGGCAUCAAAACUGCUGAAAUUGGCAAUUAAGUAUAUAGUAAUAUAUAUAUAUAUAUGCAUAUGUAUGUAUGUACAAUGUAGUAGAAUUUUUGCGACUAAAAACAUAAACCGAAAGGUAAAAAACUGCAAUCGUAGAGCCCAGCAGCAGGGGUGGAAGUCUUUGCGAAACUGCUUCUUGGUUUUUUUUAGUGUAUACUUUCGUUUUACAUAUUGUACGAUUAAGGAAUUCAAAGCAUUACGAAUGCAGUGGGCCAUAAGCUAUGUGUAAGUCUAAGCCAGAGUUAUUGCACCCCGACUUGGACGGCGAUACCUGGCGCACCUGGUUGCAACUAUGUAGAGGGCAGCCUGGGAAGCAAACAUACCAACAUACAUACUACAUUUACAUGUAAACAGUAACUAGUGAAAAGCAAAACAAAACAAAGAGAACAGUAUAAUAUCAGUGCAACGUAAUAUAUCAACAAAUACCAGAGCUGCAAACAGCAAGAAACAGAACUCAUUAGCACACCUGCAAUUGAAUGUGAAAGAAAAAAAAAUACCAAACACACAUCCUUUCCAGUUCCAUUACCAAUUUCCCGCUUCUACGCAGCGACCCUGUUAUUUUACCUGAAUUGCAAAUAAAAAAGAUGUUCAAUUCGAUGUGAAAAAAAUAAUAAAAACAAAA
Messenger RNA from Drosophila bipectinata, 9827 nucleotides. RefSeq names its product SH3 and cysteine-rich domain-containing protein (gene Stacl). The record is from RefSeq and is a predicted model, not a curated record. Gene Ontology annotation, biological process: skeletal muscle contraction; positive regulation of protein localization to plasma membrane; positive regulation of voltage-gated calcium channel activity. Gene Ontology annotation, molecular function: protein binding. Gene Ontology annotation, cellular component: extrinsic component of cytoplasmic side of plasma membrane. Lineage: Eukaryota; Metazoa; Arthropoda; Insecta; Diptera; Drosophilidae.